This is a messenger RNA of Fusarium odoratissimum NRRL 54006, 453 nucleotides long. RefSeq lists its product as uncharacterized. The record is from RefSeq and is a predicted model, not a curated record. The coding region runs from base 1 to 453 and encodes 150 amino acids. NCBI's taxonomy places the organism in Eukaryota, Fungi, Ascomycota, Sordariomycetes, Hypocreales, Nectriaceae. The transcript is spliced from 5 exons.
AUGGAUUCUGUUAUCUAUUUUGCUCUAUUAAUCGUAUCUGAGGAUGUCCAGGGUCCGAUAACCUCGUAUGGCCUGGGUUCCCUUGGCCUUCGACUAAAGCUGCAGAGAGAUUCUUCAAGCGGCCUAGUGAACCACCACCACGAGAAAGCCAUGCUGCAACGUGCUUUUGACGACGGACCUGGCAUGGUGGCCUCCAUGGGUUACUCUGACAUCUGGCCCGUUGCCACGAACAGGGAAUACGAAGAUUGCGGAAAGCUUGGUGGCCAAACCUGGGGUAAGGUGCAGAGUCAGUCGGUACAAAGAAAGCUUAUUAACAAGAGUCCUUGGGUAAGAAUGUCUGCAGCAUCUGGUGCCUCGUUGAUUUUCAGCAUAGCUUUCGAGAACAUCAAGCAACGAAAGCAAAAGGGAGGAGAAGAGAAGGGAAGAGAGAACGCUCCAUUGGGCUUGGACUAA